AUGUUAUGUAAAGUUUCAGCUUUAAAGUCCGUACGCGGGUUCAGUGCGGCCUUUGAUAAGGAUGACACUGUGGUGUACCUGGGCUGUCCCAGCAUUAUAAAUGGAUUUCAGGUAGAUAUAACACAGCCUGAAGGUUAUGUACUGAAGUUUGACCUGGAUGCUCCUGAAUACCCACAUGAGAGACAUCUAGGGCAGGAGUGUGGCCAGGAGUCUCACUAUGAAGGCUGGGCCAUGACUCAGAGGAUGCUUGCUUCUAGCAGUGUGGUGGUGACUUCCUGUGGUAACCAGAAGAGAGUGGUGGAGCUGGAGAUGAUGACACAGUUGCUGGAGGGAGCAAGGGACACUGGAGAACUGCUGGGGUCGGUGCUGGAGAGCUGCGAUCUUGAUGGAGAUGGUGAGGAUGAGGUGCUGGUGGGUGCUCCUCUAGGGAAAGUACAUACCUCUUCAGGCUACACCGAACCUGGCAAAGUCAUCAUCCUGGGAACCAAGGUUUGCCAUCACACUAAUAUAUUCAUGGGGAAGUGCUAGACCAAUACUGUGCAGCUCCUGGGGAAUAAAAGGUAAUCAAGUUUGAUCUAGAGAAUAGAGAAUGGCUCCAGAAGUCUGAAUCAAGAGCCCCACACUGUCAAGGUACAAUAAUAAGCAUUUGCUGUUUUUUCUAACUGCACAUCUCAGGGAAGGUACCUUGAUGCCAGUAAUGGGAGCUUGAUUCAAGAACCUGGAUUUUCCUUCCCUUGGACUAUAUUUGAAUGCCUGCCUUUCUCCAAGUGCAAUAUGACCCCUUAUGGGUUUUGUGCUUCCCCUUGAUUAAAAAAUUCUUGCAUAUUCAAUGACCUAUACAAGUUU
This is a messenger RNA of Cherax quadricarinatus, 846 nucleotides long. Lineage: Eukaryota; Metazoa; Arthropoda; Malacostraca; Decapoda; Parastacidae. The record is from RefSeq and is a predicted model, not a curated record.